UAGUAAGAUUUCCAAGAGCGACUAGCAACACAGCCAUUCGGUGUUUUGGUUCGAUAAGUCGACGCUUGUCGCUAUCCCGUUGUUUUUGUUGAACAUAUUGCGCAUAAAUUGAUUAAAGUUGAAAUUCUAGAAAAAUAAAAUACUACUAAGAUGGCUAUCGGGGUGGGAAUGUCGUGUGUGAAGUACCUACUCUUUUGCUUCAAUCUUUUGUUUGCGUUAACCGGCCUGAUCAUCCUGAUUGUUGGUAUUUGGGUUGAAGCGAACUCCCAUCCUUAUAUCAACCUUACCGAUGAAGGCUUCUACACUACUGGACCUGUAGUCCUCAUUAUCGUUGGAGUGAUUGUGUUCAUAGUUGCAUUCUUUGGUUGCUGCGGUGCUGUGAAGGAGAACCAUUGCAUGAUAGUAACGUUCGCUAUAUUCCUGCUGGUCAUCUUCAUAGCGGAGCUGGCGGUUGGUAUUGCUGGUUACGUAAAGCACGACGAUAUAAAAGACUCAAUCGUACGCCAUCUCAACACCACAAUCAAGGAAUAUCCGACUAACAAGGAGGUCCAGAGCACCUUCGAUAUCCUGCAGACUGACUUGCAAUGCUGCGGUAUCUACGGGCCGGGAGACUGGGCCAACAACUCGAUGGCGAUCCCCGACACGUGCUGCGCGGGCCGCGAGAUCAAGGAGGGCGCGGCCGCCGCCUGCGCGCCCGACUCCCCCGGCUUCCACUCCCUCGGCUGCGUCGUCAAGCUGGUGCCGCUCUUCAACGACAUCGCCCUGCUGCUCGGCGGCGUCGGCCUCGGCAUCGCCUUGGUGCAGCUCGUGGGAGUGAUAUUUGCGUGCUGCUUGGCGCGCUCCAUCCGCAGUGAAUACGAGACUGUGUAAGCAACCCUGACACAUAAACUAUUGCUGUCUCUUUCAGUGACAGAGAUAGCAAUACAAGUGUUACAAUUGAAAUUCAUACAAUUGUCAACUUUAAUCUCAUGCUGUUAGUGUCCAUUUUUCAAUUUUAAUUAUUGUGAUUUAAUUAUAAGUUUGUCCGUAUAUAUUGUAAGUUAUGUUUGUUUUCACAUUUUAUAUUUUAAAUACAGUUUUAUAAGAACGCUGUUAGUUUCUCUAUUAGUUAGAUUUUCAUUAUUCCAUGAACACAGUAUGUAUACUUAAAAUAAAUAGAUUUAUGUUUACAGUUACAAAUAAUUGAUUUUGAAAGUAAAAUUCAGGAGAAUUUGUAUCUUCAUUUAAUUCUGCAAUUUCAUUAUCUUAUAGAUUUUCAUAUACAAAGUUCAUUCAGUGUAGAAGACUGAUUUUGGUAUAGAAAUGGUUUAAAAUUGCCAAAUUUUAUUAAUAUUAUUUUUAAUUCUUUAAUAUUUUCUAAUAUAGGUGACAAAUGUAUUCUUCAUAUAGUUGUAGUGUGGUGCACAUUUUUUGUAAAAUCUUAGAUUUCAAAACGUUCGGUAUAGAUUGUUUUUCUAUAAAAACAAUAUUUGUAUCUUAACUAAUUUGAUGUGUAGCAUUUUUAAAGUUUUUCAAUGUAUAUGCCUAUUUAAAAUAAAAUAUAUGAUCUAAU
This is a messenger RNA of Papilio polytes (common Mormon), 1552 nucleotides long. Its product is annotated as CD63 antigen-like. Lineage: Eukaryota; Metazoa; Arthropoda; Insecta; Lepidoptera; Papilionidae. The transcript is spliced from 6 exons. The record is from RefSeq and is a predicted model, not a curated record. Gene Ontology annotation, cellular component: membrane. The coding region runs from base 151 to 870 and encodes 239 amino acids.